CGUUAGCUAACAAUCUUUAGCGCCAACAGUAGUCAGUUAAGUUACAGUUUUUACAAUUUACUACAAAUCUCUAGCCCGCGUUUUUCUUUUUCUUUCUCAAAAACACUCGCGCGCACACAAACACUAUUUUCCCACCGACCUUACCCUCCUCCCCAUCUGCUCUGUCUCAAGUCUCAACCUCGCAGUCUCUGCUGCCACCACCACCCUCACGCGAAGUCCCCAUCGUCAUACGGGCCACGUCUCUCACCAGCCACCAUUGCGCCACCCACCCACCAACCACUGUAGAAACUCAGGUGGUCUCCUUGAUUCUCAACCGGACUGACAUGGUCAAGGCUCUUGUUGACCAUUCAUAGCAAAGCUUCUUUUCAGCCAUUUACCAAUUUUACUCCCUUCUCCAUUACCCUUUGUUUAGUUUGGUUUCAGUUUCCUUGCUCUUCAUUUUAUACACAUCGAAUCGAAUUUUUGGACUUAAUAUUAUAGCAAACAAAAUUGAGCGAGUACUAUUGCUAGUGGGUUUCUUGUUGUUUAAACAUGGGUGGCCUUAUGUGCCAUCCAUGACUUGAUUAGGCUCAAGGACCUUGGCGGCAAAAAAAAAAAAAAGUUCACAGGGAUUGCUUGUGCAAGUGGCUGAACUCUGAAGGAGCCAUGACGCUCAGGUUGAUAGGUGAGAAAGGAAGCCAUGUGUUUAAUCAGAAUCUGAAGAUUACCCAAUUGGGUAAGUCGGGUCGGAUUGAAGAAGCCAUUAAACUUUUUUCACUAAUGAAACUAAAGAAUACUGUAAGCUACAACUCCAUGAUCUCGGCUUAUAUGAAGAACGGUAGACUAGGUGAAGCACGUCGGCUGUUUGAUGAAAUGCCUCACCCAAACUUGGUUUCUUGGAACUCUGUGAUUGCUGGUUAUCUGCACAAUGACAAGGUUGAGGAAGCUUCUCAACUUUUUGAUAAAAUGCCUAAAAGAGACCGCUUUUCCUGGUCUUUAAUGAUCACUUACUUUUCGCGAAAUGGGGAGCUUGAAAAGGCUAGAAAGCUAUUUGAUUUGCUUACUGAUAAGCGAGACAGUGUUUGUUGGAAUGCAAUGAUUUCUGGUUAUGCAAAGAAGGGGCGCUUUGAUGAUGCCAAGAAAUUGUUUGAUAAGAUGCCAGUCAAGGAUUUAGUUUCAUGGAAUUCAAUGCUAGCAGGUUAUACUCAAAACGGGGAAAUGCGUUUGGGGUUGCAGUUUUUUGAAGAAAUGGACGAGAGGAAUGUGGUUUCUUGGAAUAUGAUGGUGGACGGGUUUGUUGAGGUUGGUGAUUUGGAUUCUGCUUGGCAUUUCUUUAAAAAGAUUCUGAACCCAAAUGUUGUUUCGUGGGUUACAAUGUUAUCUGGGUUUGCACGAAAUGGUGAGAUUGUUAAGGCUAGGACACUUUUUGAUCAGAUGCCAAGUAGAAAUGUGGUUUCUUGGAAUGCAAUGAUUGCAGCAUAUGUUCAGAACUGUCAAAUUGAUGAGGCUAAGAGGCUGUUUAUGGAAAUGCCUGAGAGGGAUUCUGUAUCAUGGACUACAAUGAUUAAUGGGUUUGUUCGGGUUGGUAAGAUUGAUGAAGCACGUGAAUAUCUUAACCGCAUGCCUUACAAAAAUACUGUGGCCCAAACUGCAAUGAUCUCUGGAUAUGUACAAAGCAAAAGGAUGGAUGAAGCUAGUCAACUAUUUUGUCAGAUUGCCACCCAUGAUAUUGUUUGUUGGAACACAAUGAUUUCAGGUUAUGCUCAGUGUGGGAGAAUGGACAAUGCUCACUGUAUAUUUAGACAAAUGGUCAAUAGGGACAUGGUUUCAUGGAAUACUAUGAUUGUUGGUUAUGCUCAAGUGGGACAGAUGGAUAAAGCAAUUAAAAUAUUUGAGGAGAUGGGUCAAAGGAAUACAGUUUCAUGGAAUUCUCUAAUUACAGGUUUUAUGCAAAAUGGGCUAUAUUUGGAUGCACUGAAGAGUUUCAUGUUGAUGGGGCAGGAAGGAAAGAAACCUGAUCAGUCAACUUUUGCAUGUGGACUAAGUGCAUGUGCCAAUCUUGCAGCUUUGCAAGUUGGGAAGCAAAUUCACCAUCUGGUUGUAAAAAGUGGCUAUGUGAAUGAUUUAUAUGUUAGCAAUGCUCUGAUCAUCAUGUAUGCUAAAAGUGGGAGGGUCUUUGAUGCUGAACUUGUGUUCAAAGAUAUCGAUAAUGUUGAUGUUGUAUCUUGGAAUUCUUUGAUUGCUGGGUUUGCUUUAAAUGGGUAUGGCAAAGAAGCUGUAAAGCUCUUUGAAGAGAUGCUCGUUGAUGGGGUAGCUCCUGAUCCAGUCACCUUUGUUGGAGUAUUGUCUGCAUGUAGUCAUGCUGGCCUAGUUGAUCAUGGUUUAGAAUUGUUUAAAAGCAUGUCUGAAGUAUACAGUGUUGAACCUUUGGCUGAGCACUAUGCUUGUGUGGUUGACUUGCUUGGCCGAGCGGGGAGGUUAGAAGAAGCCUUCAACAUGGUUAGGGGAAUGAAGAUCAAAGCGAAUGCUGGAAUAUGGGGUGCAUUGCUUGGAGCUUCCCGGGUACACCGGAAUCUAAAACUUGGUAGACAUGCAGCUGAGAAGCUUUUAGAACUUGAACCCCAUAAAACUUCAAAUUAUGUGCUCUUGUCAAAUAUGCAUGCUGAGUCUGCUAGUUGGGAGGAGGUUGAGAGAGUCAGGGUACUGAUAAAAAAGAGUAGAGUGGAGAAGCAACCAGGCUGCAGCUGGAUAGAACUCAGAAAUGAGAUUCAUGCUUUUCUGUCUGAUAGUCCUGCGCAUCCUAGAGCAUCAGAGAUAUGCAAAACAUUAAAGGCUUUAACUGCACAAGUCAGAAACCCAGGUUACUUGUCUGAUUUCAAUUCUUUACUUGAUGGGGUUCAGGUGAUAGCCCAAUAGUAUUGAAACCCUAGGAAUGAGCCUGAUGUUUGUGGUUUGAAACCCUAGUGAGAAUUUUUGUAUAUGCUAUUAACAAGUGUCUUUUAAACUCUAGUUAUGCCAAGCCUGAGCAUAACCAAAAAUCAUAGUAUUCCAUGAGAAGUGUCUUUUGGAUCCGGAUCAUCUCCAUUUUAAAGUGAAAUGGAGAGGUUCCAUUUAAAGGCUAGGAUUUAGAAGGGAGAAAUCAAUGGUGUAGAAUAUGCCACCUGAUUUGAAAGCCAACAACUUAACCUUAACUUUGAUUAACCAAAAUAAACUAAAAUAAACUUUUGUCUUACCGUUAACGAUAGUGUGUUCUGCCAGAGAGGAAAGGGAAAAAAGAGAAGAGGGUGGAGGUGAUGAAGACAUAGGCGUCAUGGUCGGCAGAGGUUGGUGGUGGCAUUCCUCAAAGUCAUGAAAGCUUGUUAAUGUGAGGGACGUCUGAUGGGGUGGCAAGGCGGACAUAGGCUUAUCAUCAAGACCCUCCCACGCCACUGCCACACACAUCCUCCCCUUGACAACUACACCCUUGCCCUCCACAUGGCUCUUAUGUUCUUCAACGCUCAAAGAUGAAGCUUGCAUGACCAUAUAUGGCCAAUUUUGUUACAGCCUUGAGAAACAAAGAUCUUGACAUGAAAAUCUUUGGUCAAAUGUGUAAGUCUAAGGGCAAUAAGAAUUUCUCCAUCACUUGAAGAACAAGUAUUGCAUGUGUAAAAGGUUAUGAAGUCAAUGACCUAUUAAUGGUGGAAGCCAUAUUUUAUGAGUGCCCAAGAUGGCCAUAUUUUAUGAGUGCCCAAGAUGACAAAGAGACAUUGCAGGCAUUGUGUUUUUGGAGUUAGAUUGAAAGAACCCCUAGUCGGGAAGUGUAUUUUGACCGAAGAUCUUUUGAUGUAUAUAUAUAUUUUAACCGAA
Quercus robur (English oak) is the source of this 3825-nucleotide messenger RNA. RefSeq names its product pentatricopeptide repeat-containing protein At4g02750-like. The coding region runs from base 646 to 2895 and encodes 749 amino acids. The record is from RefSeq and is a predicted model, not a curated record. Gene Ontology annotation, biological process: RNA modification. Gene Ontology annotation, molecular function: RNA binding; protein binding. Lineage: Eukaryota; Viridiplantae; Streptophyta; Magnoliopsida; Fagales; Fagaceae. The transcript is spliced from 2 exons.